Molecule: messenger RNA, 2929 nt
Organism: Ruditapes philippinarum (Manila clam)
Lineage: Eukaryota; Metazoa; Mollusca; Bivalvia; Venerida; Veneridae
Exons: 4
Coding region: 108-2666 (852 amino acids)
Source: RefSeq, a predicted model, not a curated record
UUGAUACGUAUAUAAAGAAACCAUUUCGGAUCUGAUGGGCAAAUAUACGCUUUAAAAGGAAGUAGACGUGCGUUGGAUUUUGACAUUAUGCCAUAGCCUUAUUAGACAUGAAGCAAAUAUUCAUUGAUAACGUUGUGUUUGUUCUUUUUUGCAUAUUUUCUGACAAAGAAAUCGUUUCAACGUUAAAUUAUAGUACUGAAGUUUUACAGCGUGGACUGGAAGUCUGUAGAAACGAAAUCAAUUUUUGUACUGUCGAAAAAGAAAGAGAGAAUCGAAGGACAUGUUGUUCUCAAUGUUCGUGUUGGAACAGUUGCUUCGAAAAAGGAGAAUGCUGUCCAGAUAUUACAUACACUACUUUCCGGUUUAAGCAUGCUUGCCAUUCAAUUUUUUAUGAGAAUUCUGAAUACUGGAAAAGGCAAAGCGAGAUUCCAGCGAGAAGUUACGAAAUGGUGACGAGUUGUCUGGAUGGCACGCUCUGUAGUGUCAACACUUCUUUGUCUGGAGAAGAUGUACUUUUGGAUGAUUUGGUAGUUGUAUACACUGAACCAGAUAAUGUUAUAUUUCAAAAUAAAAGGUGUGCAGAAUGCAAUGGUAUUCACGAUUACAAGAGGUGGAGACUGAUUGCGUCAGAUUGCAUGUUUAGAGAAGACAACAUUCCGGCUGAUAUGUCUGCUAAAGAAAUGUAUCAACAUUUGCUAAGCAACUGUAUCAUUUAUUCCUUUCCUCCGAUUUCCUUAGUGGAUAUAAUGUAUCAACAGAUGUGUGGAAAAAAACAUUAUAAAGCCGAUAUUAUAACCACAUGCAAUGUUACUGGUCGCUGGGAUGUUUUCAACAACACUGUAUAUGAGGCAUGCGCAGAUGAAUACUUAAAUUUUCCUUUGACAUCUUUCAGAGUGGUUUACAAGAAUGUAUAUUGUUUUAUAUGUAAUCAUAAAGAAGAUGAAAAAGUGCCUCCAUCUUGCUUACGAUCUCUAUUCGACCGUUUUACGACCGAGUUCGUUGAAAUCAUGGAUUUGCAAACUGACUUUUCGCCACUUACAGAAGCAGCUCCUAGUGGAAUGUGUGAUGAUAACGAAGAAUUCGACGAAAUAUUUGACGUGUGUAGAGCUGCAAUUUGUCCCCGACUUAACUAUUUCCUAAACGGAAUUUGCAAAACCCCUCCCUUUGCAGUGUCAAGCAAGUUUCAAUACAAAUUCAAUAUAAUGUGUUUUCCUUCCGAACUCAUACCAUUUAGUAUGUCAUUAGAUGCUAUUACUCUAGAAUAUCUAUUCAAUAGGAUAUUAGAUGUAACUUAUACCAGAGAUAUAUGCCGAAAUUAUAAGUUGAAUUCCGUGACAGCUUACUUUCAUAGGCAUUCUCUUACUUUACACUACUUUAAUGUUGAAGUAAACGCACCUACAGUAUGGGACAUUAAUUGUACUCAAGACAGAUUAGCCAAUGCACUUCAGAGCCUUGCUCAUGGAAUUGAAUUAAAUUUUACGGUUACCACAGACCCCGAACACGAAAAAACAAUAAACAUUAUAUUAGUACCUGAUAACAGGACCCAAAUGUUCGAUUCCCUUGAAAGAUUAGCUCCUAAUAACAAGACACAUUUCAGCAAAAUUCUAUUCGAAACAAACUCUAACGGUUUAACCACAACCGUUAUUGAAAUGCCUUUUGUUUGUCCACAUUUUACGUUGGACGAUACAGAAUAUUCCAGGUUAUUUAAUAUGUACAAUGAAAAAGAACCAUACAUGGAAGAUACCGCAUUUGUCAAAAAAUAUAGAAUUGUUGUCAAAACAUUUGUAAAUUCGUAUGUAGAGCUUUUGGACGACGGACUAUUACGGACAUAUUCUAUUUGCCUUGAUCAAUAUAAACUUAUAGCAUCUAAACUGAAACCUGAACCUUCAACUAUUUUGAGUACUAUCUCCUUAGUACUUUCUUGUAUUUCGAUAACCUGCACUCUGGUUGUAUUCCUAUUAUUUUGUGUCGCAAAAAGGUUAAACAAUGGCCCAAUGGUAAUUUUCGGAUGUGCUCUUUUUAAUCUCUUCAUUGCUCAAGGUGCAUUUCAGACUGGACGCGGAUGGAACGAUAAAUCGGUAUUCUGUCAGGCCAUUGGUAUUGCUAUUCAUUAUUUCUGGUUGACUUCAGUGUUUUCUCUCAAUGCCUUUUGUUAUCUCAUCUUAAGAGAAAUGGUGUCCAGGAGAAUACAAAUGUGUGGUAAAGAUUUGAUAUUUUCUUUGCUUUAUGUCUAUGGCUUACCGGCUUGCUUUGUCUUUGUGAAUAUCUUGUUCACUAAUGCGGACAUAUCAAAUCAAAUUAAAAGUGGGUAUGGUGCAGGCCAAUGUCAUAUCAAUACGGUCUUAAUGAAGGGACUUUUGUUUGCUUUGCCCAUCCUUGCAACUGUAGCUUUUAACAUUGUAAUUAAUUGUAUGAUUGCUACUAAAAUCAAACAUACACAAACCACCGCGUUCUUCCCAGACAGAAAAUACUGGUAUGCUUUUGUUUUCUUUCAUCUGCUUAUAGUUGUUGCCCUUACAUGGAUAGUUGGCAUUCUUAAAGAGUUUGUAACAUUCCAGGCAUUUGAUUAUUGGUUUGAUGUCUUUGUUGGCGGACAAGGAAUUAUUCUUCUGCUUUUACUCGUUCCUUUGACUGCAGAAAAAAGUUCUCAAGAAAUAAGAACAUGAUACAAUUCAAGUUCUGGCCGCGGUAAACUUUACUAUUAAUGCCAUUUCAGCAUUCUGCCUAUAUAUUUUAUCAUCCUGUCAUGAUAAACGCCGGGUCCUAUUUUCUUGCUGUCUAGUAGAUGUGACUGCGCAGAUAUAAGUCGCGUUUUUCUAAAUUGAUAUGUUUGUUUUGUACGUGCGUGUCUGUUGUUGUAUUAUAUUUUUUAUUCCCUGUGUAUAUUGUUGUCCUUAAUGCUGUAUAUUUAAACAUAUUUUUAUCGAUA